CAAGACGCCAUUGCUGAAAGCUCUAAUUAUAUAAACAGUGUUGACAAGAGAAUCUUCAACAAAAUGUGAGGAAUUGGCUGAGUUUGAAACUAAAAUAACACAUUGUAAAUACGACGAUUCUAGGAUGGAAUUGGAAGCUUUAAUCGUCUUGUUGUUGAGUGUGGUGACGUCAUGCCUCCGCCGUGGACCCCAUCACCCCGCUGGUCAGGGUGUACACCAUUCCCAUCACCACUACGUACCACGGGGCACCGAUAAGUUGACUCAAGAGUCGAAUCUACUGCACGAUGCUAAGCACAUAGAAGAGGAUGUAAAAGAGUUAACACCAGAGUUACUGGCCAAUAUGACACCAGAGGAGUUAGAGUUCCACUACUUCUCCGCGCAUGAUUUCGAUAAAAACUCAAUGUUGGAUGGUUUGGAAAUGCUGAAGGCUGUAUAUCACACCGCAGAACAUGAACAUCAAGAAGAAUCUACAAUUGAAUCCGAUGCUAUCAGCUUAGCGACCUAUAUUGAUAUCGUGGAUCGUACGCUGGAGUCCGAUGACACAGACGGUGAUGGCUUCGUGUCUUACGCUGAGUACAGAGCCGCCAGGAUAAACAAUCCUUUAGACAGACCGCCAGCUGUCAUUGCAAGUCAUAUAACAUAGGUUGAUUGGAUUCCACACACAUAUAACGCGCGAGUUGAAUGCAGAGUUCUGGAAUGCUAUAGUGCUGUGACCUAAUUUUUAUUGAUGAACGUAAGUUAUGGGUGUGUCGAUGAAGGAGCACAACCAAAUUGGUACUGGCAUGUACAGUUAUCAUUUUUAUAUAGAUUAUUGUACGAUUUACUACGAGUAAAAUUUGUUUAAAUCAGGAGUCGUAGCUAGUGAAAGUCUAAAAACAUUAUUUAAAAUUAUCAAAUAGUUUGGAAUAGAACCCAGUUAGUAUUAAUCGAUUUUGUCAUUACAAAAAUAAAUAAGUACAGAAAUAUGUCUAAUAUAACCACGGACUAGUAAAAAAAUAAGGACGCCGUGUCACCUUAAAUAACAGUGUAGCACCAAAACAAGCCGAUUAACGUGUAACUACAUAGCCCCAUGCACUUACACUACUAGAGGCCGAUAGGCGGCCAUUAUGAGAAUUGUCAUCGUCUGUGACAGAUCAGUUUGCGUCUCAAUAAAGUAUUUUAAAAAUGCUGUCGUGUGUUGUGAAAAAGUGUAAAAACGAUACUACUUGUGGCCAUAUAUGAUUAUUUAAGGGAGAAAAAAUUGUGUAACUAGUAUCCCCCGUAACCACACACACACUAGCAUAACGGUGCUUCACUUGCUAAUAUCACGGCGCGGAAUCCUUCUUUUUUUACUCGUCAGUGGAUAUUACUAAUUACUAUUAAUAUUAAUUAUUAACGCAAUUCCAGUAGUGUUUUUAGUAUUCAGUUACCUAAAGUAUCAGCUACCGUAUUUAUAAGGGUAUUUAUUUUUUUAUUAGUGUUUUAGUAUAGAUUCGAUGUGGCUGAUAUUAAGACCUCAAAUCGAUGUCAACUGUCAAUUUCUAUCGUAGUUUCUUACUUUAACAUAAGAUUUUAUUCACUUGUGAUUUGCGAACGCUUGCUAGAUGCUUUGGUGUUUUUGUUUUUUUUUGCGACUAAAUAAUAAUGAGAGGAUAAAUGUAGAAUAUGAGGAAAUCAAUUAAUAAAGUUAAUAAAAUUAUUAUUGUUUCCUCUUUAUACUUUUUGUGAUUUCAUUUGGUAAAAGAUUCUGACGAACUGAGAAACUCCUGCUUUUUUGAAGCGAGUUAAAAAAAGCUCUUGUUAAAGUUAUUUAGGAAAACCUUUAUCAUCAGAUGGAAUUAUUUAUGUAGUUAACCCUUCUAUUUCCUUUCGUUGUAAUCCUUCGAUGGAAAAAACUGAGGAUGCAUAUAACUGUGGAGUAAGUGUGUGUUACUCUUGGGUGAGACUGUUACAACAUGCUUAAUCAAAUAAUAUUGUGGUUUCAUCACUUUAGACAUUUAUUUGGUCUUAAUCUAAGAAAUCAAUCAAAUCAAUUAUAAAAUACGGCUUAUUUUGUAAUUACUUGCUCAAACAACAAGUUCUGAAAGUUUGAAUAAAGCGGCUUUCAUGAAAUAUAAAAACCAUUAUAACUAAUGAACCCCGCUAGGUAGCAAAUCUAAUAAAAACUGUAAGUAUACUAAAGCAGUAAGGUUUGUAAUGGCAUAUGUUUUGUUGAUGUAAAACGAAUUUUAUUUCAGUACCAAUGCUCCAUACAAACUGGUUGUUCUCCUUUAAACAAUGCUUAAAGUUUACAAUUUUGCACUAAUUAAUAAAACAAGGUUAUCAUCAUUUUCAACUAAUAAUAAUUAAAACUCUAAUUCCUUCAACACAUACGUCUAAAACAUUUUUCAUGAUUAAAACUCGCAACGGAACCUGAUGGACACGGAUCAGUCAUUAUUAAAAAUUAAAAACUUAACACGGUAUCGCAACCUUAGUAUUAAUGCAGUAACAUAUAUAUAACACGGUAAGACUACGGCACAGCACUACACACAGGUGUGGGACAGACGCCUUAAAGUGACGUUUUCAGAAGACUGUAGUGCCAUCUGUUAGUUGGCCCGAAAAUGAAAGCUUUGUCAGCUGUCACUCGGUUUGAAACCUUUCAACUUUUCUUUAAUUGUGUCACUGCCCACUGGUCAUAAAAUGGCGGCUACUUCUAGCGUUUGCGCAUGUAUGUAACCCGAGGGUUACAUACACGAGUGUCCCAUUUUGAAUUUUUACAAUACUAUAUCUAUCGUUUAUGUUCUAUGUUGUGACACAAUUAAAUAACUAACUCUACGCGAAAUGACAACAUGGUAAAAAAUUGCAAUACCUACAUUAAAAUGUAGAGUUAGUUAUUUAAUUGCGUCACAACAUUACAAAUGAAUUUUAUAAUUUCGAGCUUAUAUAUAGUUAUUUUCGGGGCCAACCUCCAGAUGGCGCUAGUUUUCAAAUAGACAGAUGAUGUUUCCGCUGUUUACACCAGGCCCCGACUGCAUUUAACUCGCGCGCUAACGUAUGCUUGUGGUAUUGCUGUGGAGGAAUCGACAGUUGCCCUAAAGUACCAGCAAGGAACUCCACAGGUUCCUCACGCAGACGGGGUAAAGGAUAAUCUGUUAUAAUUAAUUUAUAAGAUAUUAUAAAUAAUGGUAAUUUUUCUGUUGGUUUUUAAUAAUGUAAUAUACCUCGGUGUUUGUAGGCACUUUAUUGUAAAUACGUUUAAUUAUCACUAUUAUCUAUAAUUAAAUUAUUUUACACUAAGAAGUACGUACAGUUUCAAUUUAUUUAAUUUUUAAAUAUAAAUGAUUAUAUUUAUUGGGUUCUGUUCAAAGAAUAAAAUAUUGUACAUUAAAUUGUUCAUAUCAAA
Molecule: messenger RNA, 3361 nt
Organism: Leptidea sinapis
Lineage: Eukaryota; Metazoa; Arthropoda; Insecta; Lepidoptera; Pieridae
Product: multiple coagulation factor deficiency protein 2 homolog
Exons: 5
Coding region: 125-643 (172 amino acids)
Molecular function (GO): calcium ion binding
Source: RefSeq, a predicted model, not a curated record